This is a messenger RNA of Actinia tenebrosa (Australian red waratah sea anemone), 1481 nucleotides long. Its product is annotated as cryptochrome DASH. Lineage: Eukaryota; Metazoa; Cnidaria; Anthozoa; Actiniaria; Actiniidae. The record is from RefSeq and is a predicted model, not a curated record. Gene Ontology annotation, molecular function: FAD binding; damaged DNA binding; deoxyribodipyrimidine photo-lyase activity. Gene Ontology annotation, biological process: photoreactive repair.
AUUGUCGUGCCAAAACAACAAAUAUGGCCUCAAAAUCGAGGGUUAUAAUUUGUCUUCUACGAAACGACCUUCGCUACCACGACAACGAAGUUCUUUGUUGGGCUCACAAAAAUGCUGACCUAGUUUUGCCUCUGUACUGUUUUGACCCAAGACAUUUCAGAGGCACGUGGCAUUUUGGCUUCCCAAAGACUGGUCCUUUUAGGACUAAAUUUCUUCUCGAGAGCGUGAGGGACUUGCGUCAAAAGCUUCAAGACGUUGCCAGCAAUCUAGUGGUGCGAUGCGGAAAGCCAGAGGAAAUAAUUCCAAGUCUUAUAACAAGCAUUAAUAAUGAAUCUGUCAAAGUGGAAGGAAUUUCUCUCCAAAAGGAGCCAACAAAAGAAGAAAUAGAUGUUGAGAAUGCUAUAGAAGCAAGAAGCAGUGUGCCAGUUCAGAAGUUUUGGGGGUUAACUUUGUAUCAUCCAGAUGACUUACCAUUUAGUAUUAAAAAGGUGCCCAAUGUUUACACAGAAUUCAGGAAAAAUGUUGAACGUCACAGCGGAGUAAGAAGCACCAUCAAGAUGCCAGACAGGAUGAAACCUUUACCUGAUGGAAUUGAGCCAGGAAAUAUCCCUACCUUUGAUGAACUUGGAGUAAAAGAACCUUCUCAGGAUUCCAAGUCAGCUUUCCCAUUCCAAGGAGGGGAAACUUCUGGGCUUCAACGACUGCAAUAUUAUUUGUUUGAUACAGAUUAUGUUGCAAAGUAUAAAGAAACAAGGAAUGGUUUGAUUGGCCAGGAAUAUUCUACCAAGUUUUCAACAUGGCUUGCACAUGGCUGUUUAUCACCUCGAAAAAUUUAUGAAGAAAUCAAGAAAUAUGAACAUCAGAGAACAUCAAACCAAUCUACAUAUUGGGUUAUUUUCGAGCUACUUUGGAGAGAUUAUUUCAAGUUUGUUGCCAUCAAGUUUGGAGACCGACUGUUUUAUCUUAGUGGAUUGCUGGCAAAGAAAGUAGAAUGGCGGCAAGAUGAAAAUCUGUUCAGAGCUUGGAAGGAAGGGAAAACUGGUGUUCCUUUUGUGGAUGCCAACAUGAGAGAACUAGCAGCGACUGGUUUUAUGUCUAAUCGAGGUAGACAGAAUGUAGCAAGCUUUCUGACAAAGGACUUGAAAAUGGACUGGAGGUUGGGAGCUGAAUGGUUUGAAUAUUUAUUGAUUGAUCAUGACGUAUGCAGUAACUAUGGCAACUGGUUGUACUCCGCUGGGGUUGGCAAUGAUCCAAGACAGGACCGUAAGUUCAAUAUGGUAAAACAAGGCUUGGAUUACGACCCAAAGGGUGAUUACGUGCGUCAAUGGGUACCAGAACUGUCAGGCGUUCCUGGUGGUGACAUUCACACGCCUUGGAGACUGAGCCGAGCUUCUCUUGCGCAUGCGUCAGUGUCACUUGGAGAGACGUACCCAAUGCCGAUUGUUAUGGCUCCUGAAUGGGAUCGUCACAGCACUAAACCC